CAGUCAUUUAGUACACUUAAACCAUGCCCCUUUUCUUAUAUUCAACUGCAAGCUUGCAUUCAGAUCUGCCCUGUCCAACAUUUCUGAUUUCAUUUUUGAUUUUUUUCUGUUUCAUUUGGGUGUAUGUCACAAUAUGGAAGAAUUGAUCUGUCACUACUUCCAUUUUUAAUUUACUUGUUUAUUACCUUGUACCUAAUUGCUAUAUUGCAUUUGUUUAUUUGACAUGAUUUCAGUGCAAGGUAGUAGUGAUACCUGUUCUCAAUCUUAAAAAAGCAUCUUGAUUCCAGUUCAUUUACAGUUGUUGCAGACUUUAAGGGUCACACCAUUAAUACCUGUCCUUAACCUUACAGGUGAGUGUUCAGUUGAGCAGUGAUUACGUAAGCAUCACGUCAGUAUGCCUCCAUUGAGAACUGUAUAUUGGGUUCAGAUUAUUUUGAUUUAUGGAUAUCUGGCAAAUCUCCUUUUCCUGGUUUUCUACUUCACUCCUCGUUUCCAGCACAUGUAUAUUUAUUUGGUUUGCACUCUUGGUUAACUCCAGUUCUUCCAGUUACUUCUUGAUUAGCUGCUCUACAGGAUUACUAAACAAGAUUAGAAGAAAAAAAAAAAAAGGAAAAUCCCUUCCAUCUGCCUACCUGUCAGAGGAUCGCCACAGUUAUACACCUGCGCUCAUCUUUGACAAUCUGGAUAGCACUUUAUAAUAACAAUAUACUAUCAGUGGAUACUGUGUAACAGGUAUGCACAGGUGUGGGAAGGUUUGGUGUCAUCGUCCGAAGUGAAGUGGCGACUAUCGCACAACAGCUUCAUUUUCAAGCCACAGGAAGUCAUUAUGUGGAAGCUCAUAUGGACCUGUAACCUGUGUUGGUUAGGCUGUAUUUUUGCAAUAGGCCAGCUGGAUAUUUCUGCAGGGGAAGUUGACCAGAUUCCCAUGUUUGGAAAUCCAGAUAAGCGCUCACAAAGAUUGUUUCAAAGGUUUGUGGAAAAGCCUGGAGAUCAUGGACUGUUGCCAAGACAUAAGCGUAAUGUUUUUCUGUCCAGUGGAAUACGCCUCUGCAGUCAAGAAACAAUGCAGCAAGCCGUCAGUAACCACUUCAUAUACUACCAGCUCAGAGCAUGUCAGGAAAUUGUGUGGGAGGCUUUCAAAAUCUUCUUGGAUCGCCUCCCCGAUCAGGAGGAAUACAAGAGCUGGAUGAGCCAGUGCCAGACAGAAAGACUCUCUAUACAGGAGAUUGGCGCUGCAUUUAGCCAAUCAGAAGAACACUUCGCACUUAUCCACAGAAGACUUGCGCAGAAGGGGCUGAAAAGUAAUACACCUACAUACUCAGUAUGCAGACCUGAGCAGUCUUCCCAAGAGCAAGACCAUGUGCCACCAGGUGAUGAGCUUCCAGCAGAGACCACUGUGGUGGUGACCACGGCGGUUCCAGAUGAGGUUGUCUCAGAGAGAGUGAAGGAAGUUACUGCAGAAGCACCAUCUGCUGUCAUGACAAUGGAGAUGGAUACUGAGAUCACUAAUGAGAUAGAGCAGGAAGCAGCUGCUUUGCCUUCACGUCCUCUGGUUGAGCAGAGGGUGGAGCUGGCUAUGUUUUUGACUGGAGAACCAUGGAGUGAAGAGCUGUUCAACUCCACCAGCAGUGAGCAUGGCAGACUCACUCACAAGAUCACAGAGAAGAUUUCAGCUGCUUUGAAGAAACUGACAGAAUUCAAGAGUGUAUCGGUAUUGAACAUCAGGCCACAGAUGGAUCCCGCAAGUGGUGAUAAGGCAGUAUUGGUGGAAUAUGUUGUGUCCCUCCAGACCAGCAGUGAAGAGAUCAGCAGUGAGACACUGGACUUCAUUCAUCUUCAAUCCAACAUGGUAGAGGGCACCUUUAGUUACUCAGAAGGGCCCACUGUUCAGUACACCAUUAUUGACAUCCACCCCGACAUCACUGAGGCUCUACAUGUGGAAGCAUCUCCAGAGGAAACCCAUCCUGCAGAAGAAUCUCUUGACCCUGACCACAAGGAUGAUAUUUUAGCAGUAGAAAUACUAUCUGAGCUGCCUGGAGAGAUGAUGAAGGAGGUCUUUACUGUUGGUGACCUUUUGGAUUCUACAAUGUCAGAAGAAGAAGACCUUCAAGACAAGGACUUGGUGUCACAGUUUCUUCCUAACCAGACUCUUGCUGUGGAUAGUGAAGCUGUAGGUCCCAUUAUUGAUGCCAAGCAAGACAGUGGCUUGACAAUUGAUGAUUUUAAUCCCGCCUCUGGAUCUGGUGCAGAAGACGAUUGGGUAACUGUACUUACUAGGGCUCAAGAGCCAGUUGGAGAGACAGAAGGUGAGCAAGAGGUUUUGAUUGAUGUAGACACGCCACAGAUUGAGGACUAUGAAUUCUCCACAAUUACAACAGUGGUUGAAGAGGACCAGAUCUUGCCUGAGGAAACCCCUGAACUGAUUACUGUUAAAGCUGGAGAAGAUGGAAAUCUAUGGGUUGGUAGCGAAGUGCCCACAAUGCCGCCAGUCAAAGUGGCUGAAGCAGAAUCUACCCUAAAACCCGAGGAAGACAUUAUACUACCUGCAGAAGAAGAGAGGACAGAGGAAGACAACGAGGAAGAAACUGUUUUAACAAAAACACGAAAGGAUGAGGAAACUGAAGUUGCUGUGAUCAUAAAGGAAGAAUCAGAGGAGGGUGACAAAGAGGAACAGGAAGAAUCUGUUGACAGUAUCACAGUGGCACAGGAGGUUGAUUUUGUACUAACGGAUGUUUCAGCAAUACAGUUUUCAGAGGAAGUUCUAACAGAGGAUGAGAUCCUAUUGGUCACCAAUGAACCAGCAAGCCCGGUCUACCCAACUCCUUUUUCAACUGAGAACGAAUCACCCUUCUCCCUCAUCACCACUAUUACCCCAGCGGAGGUGGAGUUGGUGCAUACCUUAAAUUCAAAAGUCAUGACUACAUCUCUAGAUGUGAUCCAUUACAAAGAGGAAGAGGGUAGUGGCAUCUCUGGUGUCAUUCAGGGCGAUGAAGUUUCCAGCAUAGCCUUGCCAACUAACCCUGGGCGGUCUUUGAUAGUGUUUUUCAGUCUUCGUGUUACUAACAUGAUAUUCUCUGAGGAUCUGUUUAAUAAGAGCUCUGCAGAGUACAAAGCCUUGGAGCAACGGUUCCUUGAACUGCUUGUGCCAUAUCUGCAGUCAAACCUCAGUCACUUUGAGAAUCUGGAGAUCUUGAACUUCAGGAAUGGAAGUAUUGUGGUGAACAGCCGUAUGAAGUUUGGGCAGCCUGUUCCUCGUGGAGUCAAUAUCGCUGUUUACCUCAUUCUAGAGGAUUUCUGCAACACAGCUUACCAGACCAUGAACCUCGCCAUUGACAAAUAUUCGUUGGAUGUCGAAUCAGGGGAACAGGCAGACCCGUGCAAGUUUCAAGCAUGUAAUGAGUUUGCUGAAUGUACAGUGAACCAAUGGUCAGGUGAAGCUGAAUGUGUGUGUAAUGCUGGUUACUUCAGCGUGGACGGACUACCCUGCCAAAGCAUCUGUGACCUUCAGCAUGACUUCUGCUUGAAUGAUGGGAAAUGUGAUGUCAUUCCAGGUCAAGGAGCCAUCUGCAGAUGCCGUGUUGGGGAAAACUGGUGGUACAGAGGAGAACAUUGUGAAGAAUAUGUUUCUGAGCCACUCGUAGUUGGCAUUGCCAUAGCAUCUGUUGCCGGGUUCCUUCUGGUGGCGUCAGGAGUAAUCUUCUUCCUAGCAAAAACUCUGAGAGACCAAUAUGACAAGGAUGAGACGGAGGAUCCAGUACGGGGCCGCAGACAGUUUUUCAGACGACCCCCAAACACUGAAUUCAAGCCACAGUACACUGUGAAGACAGUGAAGCAUCAUGAUAUGGGAAUGUUUCUCAUACUACAUGUUGGACCUAUUUAUCGCAUUCCAGGGAUCAUGGAUCAGUUUGAGUACAUUAAAAUACUUAAAGAGGUUAUGUUGCCUUAUGCCGAAGAGGAAAUGCCCUUGAAAUGGGUGUUUCAACAAGAAAACAACCCCAAACACAUCAGUAAGCGAGCAGCAUCUUGGUUCCAGACUAACAAGAUUAACGUUAUGGAGUGGCCAGCCCAAUCUCCAGACCUGAAUCCAAUAGAAAACGUUUGGGGUGACAUCAAAAAUGCUGUUUCUGAGGCAAAACCAAGAAAUGCAGAGGAAUUGUGGAGAGAGGACAGUCCGCCAUUUCUGGACAGGGCCACUAAGUAUAACCCCAUGUUCGAGAGCGAUUUAACUACAGGCUACAGCCAUUACUACCAGCGGUACCCCGAGCCCCCAGUCCACAGCAGCACCAGUGCCGAGGCAUCCACAGAGUUCAGCAGCGAAGAGAUACGGCAUAUUUAUGAAAACAGUGAACUCACCAAGGAGGAUAUUCAAGAUCGCAUCCGCAUCCUUGAACUCUACACAAGAGAUCGUCAGUUUGCAGAUUUUUUGAAGCAGCAUCAAAUAGCAAUGGAUAAUCAAAGAGAAAGUUCCUCCAAUAGUCAAUAGCUGUCCAAUGUCCAAUAGCCUGCUGAGUACAAAACAGUAAAGGAAAAUGUGCGUGAAGUUCAUGUGGUUCAACACGACUCUCCCUUUGAGCCAAUCACAGCUGCGGAGCAAAGCACACACAAUCAUCUGUACCAAAACAUUACACAUGCCAGAGGCUUAAUAACCAUGGCCCCAUUAGGUGACUUAAGCACCCCUUCAUUGACUAAACUAGAAAUGUGUCCCUGAUAAUUCAUAUUAUACUUUAUUUUGAAUAUUAUUUAAACAUAUUUAUAUUCAAACCAACAGCACAUGAUAUUGUUUGCAUUUACAUUUAUGCAUUUAGCAGGCAUUUUUGUCCAAAGUGACUUACAAAAAAGGAACAUGUUUUCAUGUGACGGUUCAAUGAACAGGAAGGACACAAAAUACCCAGUUACUUCAUCAAUUUUUGCUCUGAAAAUAAGAAAUUGUUGCAAAUGAAGCCAAAGUUAAUGACUCAUUCAUAAAGACAUACAGUUUAGUUCCUGAAUUAGUCAGUGUUGUGUUUUUGAACGAAUCGUUUUAGUAAAUUAUUCAACGACUCACUCAUAAAGACAGUGGCUGCAUCCUUAAAUGCAUAUUCAUUCUCCGAGUAUGUAUUUCUUUAAUAAUUUCUUUAUUCAGUGACUCACUCAUAAAGACUGUUGCUGUGUCCGAAAUUGUAUAUUGUAUAGUAGGUAAUAAAUUUGUUUGAAACUUGCAUGACUGUUAAAAAGCUGUAUAUGAAUGUGUGUAGUUGCCUAUGAGUGAAAUUUGUUUACUACAUUUGCCAUGUUUUCACUGAGAUGUGAUCAACAGCCUCAAUUAGUGUCACUUCACUGCCAUCAAAUCCUCUCACAUGGCCUCAUUGGACAGUAAAGUAUCCAUCAGGUCAUCCACCUUACUACUUGGCUCACAUACUGUUUUUCACGUACUAUAUAAUAUAGAAGUAGUUAUAUUCAGAUGCAGGAAGUCAGUAGUUAAGUAUGUUCUUGAUUCAAUGUUUUGAACAAAUGAGCGAAUGAUUCAGUAAUUCACUCAUAAAGACAGUCACUUGUCGCCACCUACUGGCACAUUGAUGAAACCUGCAGAAUGUGAAAUUUAGGUUUUUACCUUAUUUUUAAGCAGUAAAAGUAAGCUUUUGCAUAUUUGUGAAAAUGCAAGAAUUUUGCAUCAUUAGCUGCUUAAAAAAGAAUAACAGUGUAGUUAACAGUAUAGUCAAAGGUAAAAUUAUGUCAAGUCAAGUCACCUUUGUUUAUAUCGCACUUUUAACAAUACAGAUUGUGUCAAAGCACUUAACAGUAUCAAAUUGGAGGAUAGAGUGUCAGUAAUGUAUAAUGAUAAGAUUAAACGCUCAAUUUUCAGUUAAUGGCAUUUCAUUAUUGAAUUCAGAGAUGUCAUUGUUUAGCUCAGUUUAGUUUAAAUAAAUCAAAUUGACGAUAAUCGCUAGAAAUUAAGUGUCCCCAACUGAGCAAGCCAGAGGCGACAGCGGCAAGGAACCAAAACUCUCUCUGUGACAGAAUGGAGAAAAAAAAACCUUGGGAGAAACCAGGCUCAGACCAGACGAAACCCCGCAGUUCAAUUCCAACCCCAGCCAUGUCAGAUUGUGCAA
Onychostoma macrolepis is the source of this 6089-nucleotide messenger RNA. RefSeq names its product interphotoreceptor matrix proteoglycan 2a (gene impg2a). Lineage: Eukaryota; Metazoa; Chordata; Actinopteri; Cypriniformes; Cyprinidae. The transcript has 22 exons. Gene Ontology annotation, molecular function: hyaluronic acid binding; nucleic acid binding; heparin binding. The record is from RefSeq and is a predicted model, not a curated record. Bases 827 to 4483 code for a protein of 1218 amino acids. Gene Ontology annotation, biological process: visual perception.